AUGGAACCCUCACCGCUGACGCAGGACUCACGUCCUCGUGUGUUCCAGCCUAAGAUUAUACGCCUCUACGAAUCGCUCUUCACGCAAACCGAUGAGGACGACGACUUUGAGCUGUCCGAGGGCUUCUGGCAAGAGUUUUUUCUCCACAGACCUGACUCGGCUGGCCUCAAGCGCAUACUGGCCUCGGUCGCGCCCGACGAGAUGCUGCAUCAGCAGGCGCAUUCCCAACAAAUGUUUCGACAGGCCACCCUGCGCGUCAAACAGGCGCGCGCGCCCUCGGACGAGAUCGCACUCGAGACCCUGACCAUCUUCCUCGAUGCUGCCCUGACCAAACGAUACACCAACCCCAGCUCUGACAUCAUCUCGGUGCUGGCUGGUUUGCACGAUGCUGACGCGAUUCUGACCGACUUCGUGGCCACGCUCGACUCUACUGUGCGCAGUGGACGGAGCAUCGAGUUGCGCCUCAAGGCAGUGCGCGCCACGCUCUCCAUCAUGGCCGCCGGCUUCCAGACCGCCCUCCCUUCGUACUUCACCCACCGUGAUCUGUUCCCCGCCCUCGUCAAGUACGUUCAAGACUGCCCCAGUAGCGACGGGGUACUCCCGGCCUUUUACCUUCUCGGGCUCCUAUCCAACUACAACAAGUUCGAAUUCCAGAACCCCUACCGGCUGCGUCUGGAUGACUUCGUAAACGACGCCGUCAUCCAAGAGUUGAUUCGUUGCUUUGGAGCUUCCUGCCUCAAGUUACGGGAUGCGUACGUUGCGAUUCAAGACGAUAUGCCCGAGGGAUGGACGUUGGGCUCAACCCUCAACUACAUAGGACUAGGUGCACUCGCACCCAGCUCUCGGCCUGCCACGCCUAUACCAGCUCCAGAAGAGGCCAAGUCACUGUUUGCUGCCCUGCCUGGCCCAGAGAUUGGUGUGCUUCUUUCGACUUACGAAUUUGCGAAUGCAAACAAAGUCUUCUGCUUUCAUCUCAUGACAGUAGAUAUCAAGGAGAAGAAGGCACGCUCACCUUUCAGCGCUUUCCUGUCUCUGACUUCAUACCUGUUUCAGCAUGCACAUCGAUCUAUAAGAGCGACUCUGUACACUUAUCUCAGCCUUUUCAUACUUCAAAUUCUCGUCGAAGACCCGGGGACUGUCAAACGCUUAUGCAACGACGAAACAAAGAUAUCGGUCCGCUUAUGUCGCCAAAGACAGCCCUCUCUUCCACUCGUCAAGGGCGACCGAGUUGCAGCAGCCGUCAUGUUGGACUUGAUGGUUGACGGCAUCAACCACAAUUUGCGCCGGCGACUUGAUGUGGAUUUCUACAUUCUUUGUCUCGGCAUUACCCUACGGACACUUUCAUACAUCAGCCGUGCCAAAGUCCGCAUCGCCUAUCACUGGGCGGAGCUCUGGAAAUCAUUGUUGACUUUCAUACGUUUCCUGGUGACUUAUGCUGAGGAUGUAAAGACCAACUACCGAACUGCGGAAAUGAACAGCUUGGUCACCAACCUGCUCGCUUUUGCUUUGUCUAGCGGAGAGAAUUUCCUCCCAGACACAGCCUCAUACGAUGACUUGUUCUACAAACUUGUCGAGAGUGGUGACAUUCUUGUCAAGUUCCGAGACGUUUACGGUCGCGCCAAUGAACCAAGCUCAAUGCAGACACUUAUCAAUGUAUCAUCACAUUAUCAGUCUCUGCUCGAAAGUAGCAGGAAUGGGAAAGCAAAGAGCAAGCACUUGAGUCCUCAGGAAGUUAACAACAUUAUCAAACUCGGCUAUGAAACCUUGUCAAUCGAUGCCAGUGAAGGCUUGGAUAGAUCUGACAAGUUUCGGGAAGCGGAUUUCAAAAUAUCUUUGAAGAAGAUUGCAAGGGCCGCGGUUGAUGACGCAAAAUUGAUGAACGGCGAGCGCUAG
Molecule: messenger RNA, 1893 nt
Organism: Plenodomus lingam JN3
Lineage: Eukaryota; Fungi; Ascomycota; Dothideomycetes; Pleosporales; Leptosphaeriaceae
Cellular component (GO): cytosol
Source: RefSeq, a predicted model, not a curated record